CACCCGCAAAUGAAUGCCACGAAGAAGCAGUGGACUGAACUCAUUGAUGGGAGAUGGACCAAUGAAGAUUGGCUGGAACAUAUUCUCAAAGUGCAAGUAGAUUAUUGUCAAGAUCCUAAUGCAAUUCCCCUUACACAAGAGAUCUCAAACUUGGUUUUUAAGAAGAAGUUUGGUAUUGUAAAAGGACUUGGCAUGAGACCUUCCUCUUCUCUAGUAACCACCGCCUCAUCUAAUUCCUCGGUGGAGUAUAUCCAACGGUUAGAAAAUGAGAUAAUUGAGCUCAAAGAGGCAAGAGUUAGGGACCAAGAGGAGCGAGCUAAGGACCAAGAGGCACGAGCCAAGCAAGAAGAGGUCCAAAAGAAUAUUCUUAACUUUUUGAGGAGCAAGGGUUAUGAUGAUGUUCUUACCUAUGGGGGUGGUUCAACUUCAAGUUAAAACACUUUUUGAUUUCUUAUUGGUGGCUUUUAG
Messenger RNA from Quercus lobata, 468 nucleotides. RefSeq lists its product as uncharacterized. NCBI's taxonomy places the organism in Eukaryota, Viridiplantae, Streptophyta, Magnoliopsida, Fagales, Fagaceae. The transcript has 3 exons. The record is from RefSeq and is a predicted model, not a curated record. The coding region runs from base 10 to 435 and encodes 141 amino acids.